AUGGAAUAUCUAACAAUUGUUAAUUGUUAUGAACAAGUCCAACAAGCCGUAGAUGCACUUCUUGAUAACAGUAUAGGCACACAACCGGUGAGAGAUAGUCACGAUAGACCUUAUAAAUCGUUCUCAGAUUUCAUCCAAGGUAAAGAAGGAAGAUUCCGUGAAAAUUUACUUGGAAAACGGGUCGAUUAUUCAGGUCGUUCUGUUAUUGUGGUAGGUCCCCUUCUCUCAUUGUAUCAAUGUGGAUUGCCCCGAGAAAUCGCAAUAGAGCUUUUUCAAGCAUUUUUAAUUCGUGAUCUGGUUGAACGACAGAUUGCUCCCAAUCUAAGAGCUGCUAAAUUUUUAAUUCGAGAUAGGGGACCUAUUAUAUGGAACGUACUUAAACAGAUUAUGCAAAAACAUCCCAUAUUGUUAAAUCGAGCACCCACCUUACACAGAUUAGGAAUACAAGCGUUUAUACCUGUUUUAAUAAACGAACGUGCCAUUCGGUUACACUCAUUGGUUUGUGCAGGAUUUAAUGCGGACUUUGACGGAGAUCAGAUGGCUGUCCACGUACCUUUAUCUAUGGAAGCUCAAGUAGAAGCUCGUUUACUUAUGUUUUCUCAUCUCGAUCUUAUCUCUCCAACCAUAGGAGAUCCUAUUUGUGUACCGACUCAAGAUAUGCUUCUAGGACUUUAUAGAUCAACUCUUCAAAAAAACCAGGGUAUUUAUGAAAAUAGGUACCAUCCAAAUAGCUCAAAAAAGAAGAUCGUCUCGCCUUCGUUUUAUAGCUAUGAUGAUGCGCUUAAAGCUUAUGAACAAAAACAAAUUGAUUUAGACAGUCCUUUAUGGCUCCGAUGGGGGAGAGAGAUAGAUACCUCUAUUAUUAAUUCAGUAAACCGAGAACUUCCUAUCGAAGUUCAAUAUGAAUGUUUAGGUACCUUCUACGAAAUCUAUGAUCAUUUUCGAAUAAGAAAAGGUAGAGUGGGGGAAAUACUUAAUAAAUACAUUCGAACAACCGUUGGUCGCAUUCGUUUUAAUCGAGAAAUAGAAGAAGCUAUAAAAGGCUUGUGGACUUAUGAUAUCCGACAAGAAAUGUUACUAUUCAGAAUUUAAUGUUAUUAAUCUUACGCUUAUCUCAUUGAUGCAGAGAUAAAGAUCAAGGGAGCCUCCCAGCUUAAACCCAUUGCUUAAUUCUGCUCCCCAAAAUAAAAUGGGGAUAUCUUAUUCUUAUGACACAAAAUCCCGUCAAAUUUGUCCAUCCCUUUCCCUUUGAAGUGCCCUUUUUUAAUAAAGGGAUGGAUAAAUUUGUUAUGAAG
Cryptomeria japonica (Japanese cedar) is the source of this 1295-nucleotide messenger RNA. Its product is annotated as DNA-directed RNA polymerase subunit beta'-like. The transcript has a single exon. Bases 1 to 1092 code for a protein of 363 amino acids. Lineage: Eukaryota; Viridiplantae; Streptophyta; Pinopsida; Cupressales; Cupressaceae. Gene Ontology annotation, biological process: DNA-templated transcription. Gene Ontology annotation, molecular function: DNA binding; DNA-directed RNA polymerase activity. The record is from RefSeq and is a predicted model, not a curated record.